Microthlaspi erraticum is the source of this 819-nucleotide messenger RNA. The record is from the annotation of a GenBank genome assembly. Lineage: Eukaryota; Viridiplantae; Streptophyta; Magnoliopsida; Brassicales; Brassicaceae.
AUGACGGUUACGCAAGACGAAUGGGUAGCGUCGGCUUUGACGGACGACGAGAUGGUGGUUGAGCUUCUUCUACGCCUCAAACACGCCGGAACGGUAGAGUCUGAGGAUAAUCCCGCGGCGAAUCUACCUGAGUUACGGUGGGGUAUCCGUCAGCGACGGUCGCGACCGUCGAGAUUAGGCGUCGGCGUCGGCGUCGGCGUCGGAGGUUAUCUGAAGAAGGAAACGGAUUCCGCUAGAGCGAGUCCUAUGACUCCGUUAUGCUGGAGCGGCGGAUCUGGUAGCCGCGGCUCUACUAGUCCCUCCGCCGUAACCGCCGAUGGUUUUGAAGAUACCAGUCGUCAAUCUAGCUGCUCAACAUCAACCAGAUCCGGAUCCAUGGCUGUAUAUGCUACAAAUGAAAUCACCAGCUCUUGCUCCAGGAGGAGAUCAAAGAAACAGAAGAAGACAUUUUUGGAACUUAAAGAUGCAGAGAGCUUUCAGUUGAAGGAAAGAUUUGACCUUGAAAAGAAGAUUGCAAAUGUGCAAGCAACGUACCAUGAACGAAGUGUCAAGAACCAAAAAUUGAAGAGAAUUAAGCUUGAAUACUCAGAUCGAGUCAAGAACAUUCCAAUGAGUAAAUCUAAUCUCAACGAGUCACGGAAAAGGAGACGCUUACCUUUAUCAAUCUCACCGGUCAAAAAAGAAGAAGAACAACACGUGUCAGAAUCGUACAGAGCGAAAAGCCAAACGAAGAGCUCUGAAGAAAAGAGUUUCUUCUUCCUCCCUGAUCUAAACAUGACCCCAACCGAAGAAGACGAUACAUUGUACGGCACGAGCUAA